Cyprinodon variegatus (sheepshead minnow) is the source of this 1138-nucleotide messenger RNA. It is a transcript of the gene wdr70, whose product is annotated as WD repeat domain 70. The annotation marks the transcript as partial. Gene Ontology annotation, biological process: regulation of DNA double-strand break processing. Gene Ontology annotation, molecular function: protein binding. Gene Ontology annotation, cellular component: nucleus; site of double-strand break. Lineage: Eukaryota; Metazoa; Chordata; Actinopteri; Cyprinodontiformes; Cyprinodontidae. The transcript is spliced from 10 exons. The record is from RefSeq and is a predicted model, not a curated record.
GGGGCGCUGUGCACAACAUCACUAAGGAAGAAGAGGAAGCACUUCCGCAGGUCAGAGGUAAACAGGCGUGUUUGAAAACAUGGAUGAAGACAAACUACCUAGUGAUGGAGACAUUGGAUCUGUCAUGGGGUUCUCUGGGUUUGGUAAGAAGGCUCGCACAUUUGAUCUUGAAGCCAUUUUUGAGCAGACCAGGAGAACAGCUAUUGAAAGGAGUCAGCGAAUCCUGGAGGAGCGACAGAGAGGAGCUCAGAUGGAAGAGGAAGGUGAGAGCUCCAAGUCACUUAAUCCAUCAGUCCCCGGUCAGAGAGACAAAGGUGCAGCUAGGAGCCAAGGUGGCAGUGACAGCAGCGAUUCAGACUCUGAGAUCAUUGGUCCUCCAGUGCCCUCUCAACCUGUAGCCCAGGAGGAAAAUGAUGAGCCUAUAGGCCCCCCCCUUCCACCAGGUUAUAGGGACAGCUCAGCCAACAGUGAUGAUGAUGAAGCUGAGGCAAAAGAUGAUGAUGACGACGACGAUGAUGACGACGAUGAUGAUGAUGAUAACCCAGUGAAGAAGAUUCCAGACACCCAUGAGAUCACCUUACAGCACGGCACCAAAACAGUAUCAGCUCUUGGUUUAGACCCCUCUGGAGCCCGCCUAGUGACGGGCGGAUACGAUUACGAUGUGCGGUUCUGGGACUUUGCCGGGAUGGACCAGGCUCUACAGGCUUUCCGAACCCUGCAGCCCUGUGAGUGUCAUCAGAUCAAGACCUUGCAAUACAGCAUCACAGGUGAUGUCCUCCUGGUGGUCUCUGGCAAUGCACAGGCCAAAGUGUUGGACCGGGAUGGCUUUAACGUCAUGGAGUGUGUGAAAGGAGACCAGUACAUUGUGGAUAUGGCCAACACAAAGGGACACACAGCUAUGCUGAACAGUGGCUGCUGGCAUCCUAAGAUGAAAGAAGAGUUCAUGACCUGCUCGUAUGACGGCACUGUACGCACUUGGGACGUGAACUCAGAAAAGAAGCACAAGUCGGUGUUCAAACCUCGCUCCCAGCAGGGGAAGAAGGUCGUCCCCACCUGCUGCACUUACAGCCGCGACGGGAAGCUCAUUGCAGCAGGUUGCCAAGAUGGCACCAUCCAGAUCUGGGAUCGAAACAUGAGC